Molecule: messenger RNA, 1125 nt
Organism: Vicia faba (fava bean)
Lineage: Eukaryota; Viridiplantae; Streptophyta; Magnoliopsida; Fabales; Fabaceae
Source: the annotation of a GenBank genome assembly
AUGAAAUUUGGAGGAUCAAAAUGUAUUAUAAAUAUGGAUGUUACUUUUGAUGAGACCCGUAUAGAGAAUAAGUACAAAUGUCUUGAAGUGAAAGACUCUGAAACUAUGGUGGAGAAUACACGCUUUGAGAUGGAGGUUCCUACUAGAGGGAUUGGAGAUGUGAGAAAAAAUCUAGAAAACAUAUCAUGCCUCUCGUUUUACAUGGCACUAUCUGAUACAAGGCAAAGAAGCAUGCCAACUUUGGAAGAUCGAGAAACAAGUCAAACCUUAGCUUAUCCUAAAAUUGUUCUAUUAACCAAACCUAUUAAUCACCCAUUUAUAGGAGAAUGGAUGAUAAAUAUCAAUACUCAUGAAAGACUUAAGAAAUUCCCACCAAUUAAUGAGUUUGGUAACGGUGGGCCUAUUAAAAAAGAUCUUACUUCUCAUGAUGGACUCAUCACUCUUUUGAUGUUUGUGAGCACACACUAUGCUGGAAAAGAAGUGACAAUGGCGUUUGAAGAAGGUGAAACUUAUAAAAAGGUUUUUGGUCCCGUUUUUGUUUAUCUUAACACAGAUUCAACUCAGAAUCAUAUGUCAACCCUUUGGUCAGAUGCUAAGCAACAGUUAUCCAAACAAAUUCAAAUUCAAGAUAGGCACUUCAAAGGAGGGAGAUUUCAAUAUACUAAUGCUUAUGUUGGUCUAGCUUUGCCUGGAGAUGCAGGAUCAUGGCAGAGAGAAAGCAAGGGUUAUCAAUUUUGGACUCGAGCUAACGUGAAGGGAUACUUCAAAAUAACUAAUAUUGUGCCAGGUGACUAUAAUUUGUAUGGUUGGGUCCCCGGAUUCAUCGGCGAUUAUAAAUAUAAUGCUACAAUCACCAUCGCCCCAGGAGGAGCCAUAAACUUAGAUUCACUUGUGUAUAGUCCUCCAAGACAUGGACCAACGAUUUGGAAAAUCGGAAUCCCAGAUCGAUUGGCUUCGGAAUUUCAUGUGCCAAACCCUUACCCUACUCUCAUGAACAAAUUACACACCAAACAACACAAAGACAAGUCUAAGUCUAUCAAUAAAGGAAUCGCAAUUAAAUGUGUCAUUGCUGUGGGUUUAUUUUUAGCUUUGAGCUUGAGCAGAGGGAAUUCUAAACUCCUCUGA